AUGGCAAGUUUUAAGACGAAUUUACCCCAGGAGGGUACCACCAGCUCCGCUGGUGGAGAAUCCCUCCCCGAGGCCACUUUGGCCUCGGGCUGCCCCUCGUACUCUGGGGGGGGCAAAAACUGCUUUGACUGCACGACGACUUUGGCUUUGGAUACGGUUACAGAUGCACGCGAUGUGGAAGUGACGGGGAGCGGUGUAGAUGAGGAAAUGGAGCUGGACACGGAGCUCAUGCUGAGCGAGGACUCAACAUCUAUGUCCGAAACCAGCCGCCGGGCUAGUCCGAUGCCCAGGAAGAGAAGAGGACGUCCGCCCACCACGGGCCACUAUGUCGGCCUGGCCAAGGCCAAGCUGGCACUCGUCGAGGCCGAACGUGAAGAGGAGCGGAGGAGAGCGGAGGCAGAAGUUGUCGCUGCCUCUCGCGCGGCUCGGGCUAGAGCCCAAGCCCACAGGCUGUCGGAGUCGGUCACUGAGGACGAGGAGUUUCAGGCGGCCGACUCCCUCAGCCAGAGUAUCAAGGAAAACGUGGAGGUCAUUAAGAAAGUGGCUACCACCUCCAAGAAUCUAAAAGGCGGAUACGUGCGAGCCUUGAAGGACGCAGCAGAAGAAAUCUCGAAGAUGACGAAAGCUCUGCAAAACAGAAGCAUCACGGAAGAGACCAAGGGCCUGCAGGCGGAUAACGCCCGCCUGCGAGCGGAAGUAGCUCAGCUGCGCAAGGAGGUGGCUGAGAUGAAGACUCACCUCCUAACAUCAAACACGAGGACAGAAGCUGCCGUUGAGAUCAGACAGCCAGAACCACAACGGCAGCAGCCAAGCGACAACGAGGAGUUAGUGCGCACUAUCUUAUGCCAAGUUGGCACUAUGAUUAACGCCCGAUUCGAGGCAUUGCAGGAUCGUCUCCUACCGGAGAAGCGCCUUCGUCCCCCGCUGGCGGCGGACAACAGGCCCGAGUCGGAAGGCAGCGGUGCACCGGCAGCCCCAAAAGCCCCAGGCCUGGCUAAGAGCGGACAAACCUCGGACAAAGUUUCAGGCAAAACCGCGGGUAAAACCUCGAGCAAAGCCUCGGGUAAACCUGCUAAGGAGAGAACGACGGAGCCCCAGGCCCGACCCCAGACAGCGGCGACGGCGGCUGAGCCUGAUGACCAAAACCAGCCCCAAGAGCUACCCUGGAGCACGGUGGUCAGGAAAGGGAGGAAGCAGAAGAAGAAGGAGCGGCCACGUGUAUUCACCAACACUGAGCUAGGAAGAGGAGCGCCAAGAACAUCAAGAGCGCCAGCGCGAGCACCAGCGCCAACAGAGAGUGCACCCAAGACCGCCGCGGUAGUGGUCACCAUCACCCCUGAGGCCAUGGCAAAUGGUCUGACAUACGACGCGGUUAUUGCGGAGGCUAAAGCCAAAAUAAGAUUGCAAGACCUGGGCAUAGCAACCGGGGUACGCUUCCGGGUGUGUGCCACAGGAGCGCGGAGGUUUGAAGUCCUGGGCACGGACAACGGUCCGCAAGCUGAUGCCCUAGCUGAAAGGCUAACGCAAGUCUUCAGCGGAGACUUGGUCCGUAUCUCUAGGCCGGCUAAGACGACGGAGAUAAAAAUAUCGGGGCUGGACGACUCGGCAACCGUAGAAGAAGUUCUGGCGACGGUUGCCGAAACAGGAGGAUGUCUGAAGGAUAGCCUCAAAUGUAGUGGCGUAGUCAGAGACAGAUUUGGAGUGGGACACGCCUGGGUUGAGUGCGAGGUACCAACUGCGAAGCGGGUGGCUGCAGCAGGCCGGCUAACUAUAUCCUGGGUGUCGGCAACCGUCACGCUGCUUGAGCCUCGACCUCUGCGCUGCUACCGCUGCCUGCAAAAGGGGCACGUCAGAGCGCAGUGCACCGCGGAAGUCGACAGGAGCAAGCAGUGCUUCCGCUGUGGUGCAGAGGGCCACAACUUCAAGGGAUGCACAGCCAAACCGCAAUGUUCCAUCUGCGCUGCGGCCAAAAUACCAGCGGACCACAGAUUAGGAGGCAAAGGCUGUACUGCACCAGCCCCCAAAAUCACCAGAGGAAGGAAGACGCAGCCUCAACCAGCACAACAGGCUCCAGAAGAAGUCGCUAUGGAGACGGAGGAAGUCGGCUUUAGAAAUGGCUCUGCACCUUCUACAAGCAAACGUUAA
This is a messenger RNA of Papilio xuthus (Asian swallowtail), 2145 nucleotides long. RefSeq lists its product as uncharacterized. Lineage: Eukaryota; Metazoa; Arthropoda; Insecta; Lepidoptera; Papilionidae. Bases 1 to 2145 code for a protein of 714 amino acids. The transcript has a single exon. The record is from RefSeq and is a predicted model, not a curated record. Gene Ontology annotation, molecular function: zinc ion binding; nucleic acid binding.